CGCAGUGUUGUUGUUGGUGCCCUGCGAUAGCGUGGUCGUGGUGUGGUGCUGUGUCUGGCCUGAGCUCGUGCGUCUCACUCGUCUUGCUGUGUUUGUGUCGGUGGUCUCCCGAGGACUCACAUGGAGUGAAGGCGUUGUCGCAGUGAACCCUCUCUGGAUUUGCGCCCCCUGUGCCUGCCGUGCUCGCCGUCUUGAGUGUCGUCUUGCCCCUCGCCAGACAAAAGAGAUUGCGAAAAUGUCUGCUUCACCCAUCGCUCGCCAGGCGACGCAGAGCAUCCCCGUGAGGAGGGUGAUGCUGAGCGACGCUUCGCAACUCCCCAACGAUUACUCCACCACCCCGGGUGGCACACUGUACUCCACUACCCCUGGAGGCACAAGAGUAGUGUAUGAGAGAAAUUUUCUCCUCCAGCUCAGAAACUCUCCUUUGUCGCGUACUCCGCCAUCCAAUCUACCUAACAUUCCCGAGUCUCUGCUGAAAGGCUCAGUUGAUCGCCCAAUUAUUUCACCACCCAAGGAGAAUGGGGCCAUCAAAACUGUUCCUGUUAAAAAGGACGCCAAUCCAGAUGAAGAACAAUUUGAGAUGGACAUGUAAUAAAAUUAGCAUCUUGUGAUUCUUUGUGCUAGGUGCUUCAAAGAUUUUCUUUGCACCCUAUGGCAUAUCAAAUCCAUACGCCAUUCCAUGAAGAGAAGGAUAGUGUUGUGAUGUGCCAUGAAAUACACUUAUGCACCAUCUUCUGACUUGCUGUCCGAAGCCGCUCAAGAAAUCAUAAGUUAGUUUUUUAUCUUGUCUUGUGUCAAGGAAGACAUUUAUUAUUUAGCAAUAAUUUUUGAGCAACUGGGGUUUUUACCUUAGUGACAUUGAAGGGGCUGUGAAACAAGUCAUCUUCGUAUUAACUGCUUAGUCAAGAAUGGCUAAAAAAAAACUAAAAAAAGACUGCUCUACUUUCACCCUUUAACUGCCUGUGAGUAAUUGUGCUGGUUAUAGAAUAGUAGUUCUGGUUGGGUUUUGUGGAUGGUCUUGUAUCCUUUCUCUGUGAGCCUGGUGCACUGUCCACAAUCCUCAUGCACACUAUUAGUAUCUGUCAUUUUCCAGCUUCACUUGAAGUUAUGAUAUUAUCAAGUUUUAUUGAUUGGUUUAUGUUUAUCUUUGACUAUGUUUACUGUACAUGAUCUGUUUUCAGAUUAAAGUAAAAUCCCCAAAAAAUCUUUAUUUUGUAAGACAACACUAUUUCGUGUUGAGUUUUAUUGGGUUUAAGAUUGUAUUUUUUAUUUUUAAAUGAUUGAGUACAAUGUUUUAUUUCUGUUACAACAGUUUAUGUAGUGUGCUUUUGGUAGAUUCUUUUCAAUUACAAUUCGGUUUAAGCAAAUCCAUUGUGUAGAAAAUCUGUUCUUGUAGACCUCAGGAAAAGAGUUUUACUUAAACUUUUAAUAGCAUUUGAACAUUUUAUGUUAUGCUAUUUUAGAACAAGUGUUCUAUUCUGCAAAUUCUUUGAAUAAAUUAUCCAAGAUACCCUGUAAA
Messenger RNA from Frankliniella occidentalis (western flower thrips), 1519 nucleotides. RefSeq names its product eukaryotic translation initiation factor 4E-binding protein (gene Thor). The record is from RefSeq and is a predicted model, not a curated record. NCBI's taxonomy places the organism in Eukaryota, Metazoa, Arthropoda, Insecta, Thysanoptera, Thripidae. Gene Ontology annotation, molecular function: eukaryotic initiation factor 4E binding. Gene Ontology annotation, biological process: negative regulation of translational initiation. Gene Ontology annotation, cellular component: cytoplasm. The transcript has 3 exons. Bases 236 to 592 code for a protein of 118 amino acids.